AUGGGAAACAACAAGAGUACCGAGGCUGGGAAGGACGAACGGGACAAGAAACCCCGAAUAGGCUCACUGCCGGAAGACAAAAAUGAUCGACGCAGCGGAGCAAAGCGUAGUGCGCAGAGCGCUAGGGCUUCAAUGUCAAGCCAGGGCAACCGGAAGCCAGUUUUGAACGCGGCUCAGCGUACGAUAAUCAAGUAUUGUCUGGAUAAUGCUAAGGAGGAUAUCGGAGACCGUAUCCUGCGCCGUGCCGUAGAGCGCAAAGAAGAAUUCCGUAGCUUUAUGGACAAUCUACCAAGGGAACAGCGCAUCCAAGUCGCUGAUGGCCUCAAACGAUUCCUCCGUGACAUCUGCGAGAAUUUAAUGGAUUCAGAAAAUAUUGAGAAGAAAGCCGGUGACUUCGGAGCCACCCAUGUACAGUAUCGCGUCGUCGGCUUCAAACCGGACUAUUUUGUGUGCACAGCCGACGCUGUCACCACCGAAUGUACAUUUCUCGACGCAGCCACCCAUGGAGCUAGCGAAACCGCAGCAGCCUGGUCCCAGCUGACCUCGUUCGUCUUCUCGGCCGUGCGAGAUGGGUACUACCAGCGACUGCGCGAGCACAGAAAGGCGUCAAGCGCUUUCCGCAAUCGUCAGUCGUUCGAUGUAUCGACAGAUGGGUCGACAAAUAAUGAGGAUAGUCGGAGAUCGGCGAGUCCUAAUGACGGAUCUGGAGGAUCUUCUGGACCGUCAAAUUCAGGUGCUGGAGGUUCACAACAAGAUCUAGACGUUCAGUGCUCAUCUCAAGAGAUCCCAUCCCAUUUCCUUUGCCCUCCAAGUGCUUAU
This is a messenger RNA of Mesorhabditis spiculigera, 819 nucleotides long. The record is from the annotation of a GenBank genome assembly. Lineage: Eukaryota; Metazoa; Nematoda; Chromadorea; Rhabditida; Rhabditidae.